Messenger RNA from Heterotrigona itama, 3795 nucleotides. NCBI's taxonomy places the organism in Eukaryota, Metazoa, Arthropoda, Insecta, Hymenoptera, Apidae. The record is from the annotation of a GenBank genome assembly.
AUGGCUAAAGUGUAUUGUGUAUUUUUAAGCGAUUACUCCAAUACGUCGAUAGAUGCUGUAUACAAUAUUCUAGUAUACUAGAUUUUACACACACAAAACACGUUUCCUCUAUAAUUACGUGCAAUCUUGAAUUUCGAAACUCCGUUCAACCGCACAAAUAUCCACGAAGCCUAAUUCGAGUCUGACGGACAUGCAGGGGAGUGCGGAGUGCCAGAGUGCAAGAAGAAAUGGCUGGAGAAGGUGCCGAGCUGCGCGUCCAUCGAAUCGGCGGACAUCGAGUGUCUGGAGAAACUGCAACAGUUAGCGGAGAACGAGGUGUACACGAGGAGAAAGAUCGCCGAGCUGGAGAGUCGCGAGGAAGCGUACAUGAGGACCCUCCAGCAAGCGGACGAGCUCUGGUGUAAGCUGGACACCGACGCGGUGAGUACCGUGACCGCUUUGCAAGAGCAACUGGACGCGAAGACGGCGGCGAACCAACGAAUGGCCGAUCGGAUCUGCGAGCUGGAGGACGUGAUAGAGGAACUACGAGCAAGACUGGGCGUUUGCAGGGGCGAGCUGGAGAAACACGUGAGCGUGAGCAAGAUAGAGGCGAUGAUAGGCAAGGAGGACGACUUUGCCGACGUUCUUGAGAAGGAAGUGCUGGUUACAGUCCCUGUGAGGGACGAAGAGGUGGGGAGAGUCGAUGAUCUGGCCGACGUCGACGAGAAAUUUGUCGUGGCUGCUCCGAGGCUAGCGGAUGUUGACAUAGAGGUCAGACCGGACGUGGUGGACCGUGAUUUGGAGACGAGGCCUGACGUCACGGACGCUGAAUUGGAAAUAAAACCUGACGUGGAACACGUGGCCAUGGAGGUCCUCCGGAGAGACUUGAUACCCGUGGACGACGUUCAAGUCGAAUUGUUAGAAAAGUAUGGCUGGAAGUUCGACGCGGCUGAGAUGACAGUUCGAGAAACAGCUGAGGCUAUAGAAUUGCGUGAGAGACUGUUGAAGGCACAGAUUGAAAGGGAAGUGAAAACUGUUCAGCCAGACAAGGAAGAGAGAAUCGUUGCCGAAGAAGUUAUAGCGGAGGAGAUUGAACCUUUCAGAGAAAUUCGACCUGCGGAAGAAGUUGAAGCUGACGAGAAAGUCACACCCGUGGAACCUACUGAAGAAAUCGAACCUGCCGAGGAUAUCGAAGUUGAGAAGUACGAGUCUGCGCUAGACAUUGAAUAUGUUGAGGACGCUAUUAAACCUAUACAGGAAAUUAGACCUGUGGAAGGUAUCGAAGCUGAGCCCGCUGAAGAUGUGAGACUUGUGGAACACUAUGAACCCACUGAGCAGAUCAAACCUAGGCCUGUUGAAGAAGUUAGACCUUUAGAAGAUAUCACACCAAUUGAAGAAACCAAAGCUAAGGCUGUCGUUGAAGUAACCAGACCUGUUGAAGAAACUAGGCCUGUAGAAGAUAUCAGACCUGUUGAAGAAACUAGGCCUGUAGAAGACAUCAGACCUGUUGAAGAAACUAGGCUUGUAGAAGACAUCAGACCUGUUGAAGAAACUAAAGCUGAGCUUGAUAAAGAAAUCAGACCUACUGAAGAAAUCAAACCUAGGCCUGCUGAAGAAGUCAGACUUAUUGAAGAAACUAAAAUUGAGCCUGUUGGGAAAAUUACAGUUACCGAAGAAGUUAAGCCUAGGCCUGUUGAAGAUGUCAGACCUAUUGAAGAAAUCGAAGCUGAACCUGUCAAAGAGAUUAGACCUAUUGAAGAAAUUGAACCUAGGCCUGUUAGAGAAAUUGGACCUGAAGAAGACAUCAAACCUACUGAAACAGUCCCUCCUUCUGAACCUAGGAAAAUUGAAAAGGAAGGAGCACCAGUUCCAAAAUAUGCAGAGGAUAAAAUUGACAGGGACAACAUCUUGGUUCCAAGAAAAGAGAUGUUAUCGUGGCAGAGUGAUGUUGACACUAUUCGAACAACAAUCGCGACCAAUGUGAAAGAAAUAGCGGCGAGAUCUCGGCAGGAAGCGACGGUGAAAAGGCCCGAAGAAAAAUUUCCCGAGAUAGAAAGUGAAAUACGAGCGAAGCCAGAAGUUACUGAAGCUGAAGUCCCGCCGAAGAUAGGGGAGAAGGAAGUUGAAGUUAAACCUGACGCGGCGGUGGAACUGAAACUCGAGUUUGAGCACCCUCCUGAGCCGCCAACCACACCGUUUGCGCCUGCCGUGAGUCCUCGGCUGGAAGAAGACGCGAUAUUGGAAGAAAGGCUGGAGGAAACUCCGAAAGUAGCGAAGGAGCCGGAGAAAAUGCCGACGAUCCCCGAAGUGGACGAGGAUGAGGUUCCUCCGAUGAAAGAGGAAGAAAAAAUUGAAGAAGAAAUCGGAGAACCAUUGGCAAAGAUAGAAGAAGAUGUCCCAGUCAAGGUGAUAGCGGAGAAAAAAGAAAUUGAUGUGGAAAUCGAAGAAGAGCCAAAGAAGGAAGAAGAAGAAGUAAAAUGGGUUCCUCUGGAAGAGAAGAGACUCGAAGAAAUGCUGAUGGAGGAAGAGGAGAAAGGAGUCGAAGCUCCAGUGGCUGUCGAAGAAGUAUUACUAGAAGUUGAAGUAUUACUAGAUGAGAUAAAAGUACCAGAAGAAGAGACACCUAUAUGGAAAGAGCCACCUGUAGAAAAGGAAGAAUUCGUUCCUUGCAUCUGUCCACUUGUGCCGCCUCCUGUUAGUGACAAAUUAUUUCACGCCUUUAAAAAUAUUUUUCACAGCAGCAUAGCAACUUCAAAUAUUUUCCGCAUUAUCGUCUUACAGCCUACCAAGAAGAUAGAGAUUACCCAGACGGAGAUCACAAGAAUCGAAACUGUCCAAGUGGUAACGCAAACGGUCAUAGACGUGGAGACACAAACAACGCCAAGAAUCACCAGACAAGCUCAACCACAACUGGUGACCAUCACAAGAGCUAUAGACCCUGAUCCAGAGACCAUAGAACGACUGCUGAAUUAUGAGAGGCCUUUGAAGGAACAGUUCGCGGCUAUGACUGUCACCGAAAGCUCGCAUACGCACAAGAGCCAUAUUAGUUCCGUCCAUAUUAGCGCGACAGAAAUUGGCGAUCCUCGCGGUCCAGCUGUCGAACGACCUUUCGUCAUCCAGAGCCCCACUAUCCUUCCUGGUCCUCUAGGACCUCUUCGCGGUGUUCCUUCUGGUGCUCGUGGUCCCCUUCCACCCGACCAUCCUCUGUCAGCGGUGCUGCAAACUCUGCGAGCCGAGAAGAAACGAGAAAGGGAACCAGAAAGGGAACUGAGAUCCAUCUACUACGGCAAAAAUUCUGGGGAGCUGGAUCGAGAUGAGGGCAAAUGCAACUGUUGUCAAUGCGGCAGGACCAUGCCCACUCCUCUGCAAACUUCUAGAACGCAAGUAGAAGGACAGGCACCAACGUCGGUGUUCAGAAUCGUGUCAAACGUUCCAACAACUGGAACGAGGGUCAGUCCUGGCAUCGAUCAGACGACGCAGCACGAGGCAGUCUAUUCAAAAUGCAAACUGAGGAAGCUUCAACAGACUCUGCGAGCGCAGGACUCAUUGAGGAGAGCUACCAAGAAGUCGACGAGAGAUCAGGAGGUCUACACCUGCGAAACUGAGCCUAAGAAGGCUCUGCCCUGUCGCGAGAAGGUAAAAAGGAAGUCAGCGGACCAGAGCUGCAUGGCGAAGAUUCCCAAGGCUAAGCCGAGGAGAGUGGAUGACAGUGACGAGGAUCAGAGUGCCACAGUGGGCUGUGCUUGCAGUGGGUUGAUAGAAGUGAAGCCUGGGGUUAUGAAGAAGGUACACUGUGCUUGCGGUGAUCCCGACUAA